Messenger RNA from Trichobilharzia szidati, 832 nucleotides. NCBI's taxonomy places the organism in Eukaryota, Metazoa, Platyhelminthes, Trematoda, Strigeidida, Schistosomatidae. The record is from the annotation of a GenBank genome assembly.
AUGGGGACUAACAUGCAAACAAUUAAGUGUGUUGUUGUUGGUGAUGGUGCAGUUGGCAAAACUUGCCUACUCAUAUCGUAUACAACCAACAAAUUUCCGACUGAAUACGUCCCGACUGUUUUCGAUAAUUAUGCCGUUACGGUAAUGAUUGGAGGAGAACCGUAUACUUUGGGACUUUUCGAUACCGCUGGACAAGAAGACUACGAUCGAUUGAGGCCUUUGAGUUAUCCGCAAACUGACGUUUUCCUUGUCUGCUUUUCUGUUGUAAACCCUUCGUCUUUUGAGAAUGUGAGAGAAAAAUGGGUCCCAGAAAUUGUACAUCACUCAGCUAAAGUCCCAUUUCUUCUUGUUGGAACACAAUGUGAUCUUCGAGGUGAAAGUGCCACUAGAACUCAUCUUAAGAAUAAUAAAAUGAAAGAAAUCACUACUGAACAAGGUGAACAGCUCGCCAAAGAACUGAAAGCUGUCAAAUAUGUGGAAUGUUCGGCCCUCACCCAGAGUGGCUUGAAAAAUGUAUUCGAUGAGGCUAUCCUUGCUGCUUUGGAGCCACCACGAAUUCGUAAAUCAAGGCGAUGUUCUUUACUGUAAAAGAAUUCAGUUCAUUUUUCCAUUCAUUAUUUCCAUUACUAAUUUACAAUUACUACUGAGAGCUACUGGUAGUAAUAUUAUCUUAUAUGAAAUAUUAACUGUGAAAAGUGUCUUUCCUUUAGCUCCGGUCUCUAUUCUUCCCUCCCUUCCCACUACUGCCUCCUACAAAGAAAUACAUAUAUAUUACUUAUUGUUUCCCACAUAUUUUACACCGAAUAUCUUUGUAACGAUGAUAAUUAUGAUA